Messenger RNA from Rhodamnia argentea, 1993 nucleotides. RefSeq lists its product as uncharacterized. Gene Ontology annotation, molecular function: protein binding. NCBI's taxonomy places the organism in Eukaryota, Viridiplantae, Streptophyta, Magnoliopsida, Myrtales, Myrtaceae. The record is from RefSeq and is a predicted model, not a curated record. The coding region runs from base 357 to 1685 and encodes 442 amino acids. The transcript is spliced from 10 exons.
UCUUUCCCCCCUCUCUCCCGAGAUCUCCCGAAUAAAUUAAUAGAUAAAGAAUACCGAAAACAUUCUCUCUCUCUCUCUCUCUCAUGCGCACACGUAAACACGAACCCAGAUGCACGCACGCAGUCAAAGACGCAUGGAGAGAAAGAAAGAUUGCAAUCGAGUGUAAAGCUUGCGUUGCGUCGGCAUACCCCCCAUCGAGCUCUUGAAGGACCCCAUCUUUAGCCGACCUGUAACAUCAUCAUCGCCAUCCCCACUUCUCUCUCGUCGUGGUUGAAACCGAGCGCGACUUCUCGUUCUCCCUGUUUCGGCUUGUUCGCUCUCUGUUUCAUCUUGGUUCAUCGAACGAGGGACCGAGCAUGUCCAAUCAAGUGGACGAAGUAGCUUACAUGGCGGAGGAGAGAGAUGCCGCUGACUUUAUCGAUGAAAUGGAUGAAGAGAACAAUGGUAGAGCUGGUGGCGACGUUCCUGAUGCAUAUGACAUGCUCACUAAGAUCACGGAUACAUCUGCCAUGCAAGCAAGAAAGGGGAAAGACAUCCAGGGUAUUCCGUGGGAGAGACUGAACAUAACCAGGGACAAUUACAGGUUAACAAGGAUUCAACAGUACAAAAAUUACGUGAAUGUACCGGUCUCUGGGGAUGUUGCAGAUAAGGACUACAAAGAAGUGGAGAAGGGAGCCAAUUACUAUGAUUUCUUUUACAACACGAGGGUAGUUAAGCCUACAAUACUUCAUUUUCAGCUCAGAAACUUGGUGUGGGCUACUUCAAAACAUGACGUUUAUCUUAUGUCGAACUACUCGGUCAUGCAUUGGUCUUCAUUGACUUUCAAUUUGAAGGAAAUUCUCAAUUUUGCUGGACAUGUUCAACCCACCGAGAAACAUGCAGGAAAUCUACUGGAAGGCUUUACUCAGACACAGAUCAGUACUUUGGCAAUCAAGGAUAAUUUCCUUGUAGCAGGUGGCUUUCAGGGUGAGAUUUUCUGUAAGCACUUGGACAGAAAAGGAGUGAGCUUCUGCACAAGGACCACAUAUGAUGAUAAUGCAAUAACAAAUGCCGUGGAAAUUUAUGACAGCCUGAGCAGGGGUGGGAUGCAUUUUAUGGCAGCCAAUAAUGACUGUAGCAUAAGAGAAUAUGAUCUGGAGAGAUUUCAAGUCGUGAAUCACUUGCGGUAUCCUUGGCCCGUAAAUCAUGCAUCAAUCAGCCCGGAUCGUAGAUUGACUGUUGUCGUCGGUGAUCACUUAGAUGGGUUGUUGGUGGACACACAAAAUGGAAAGAGCAUCGCUAAAUUAACUGGCCAUCAAGAUUACUCCUUCGCCUCAGCAUGGCACCCGGACGGACGGGUUUUCGCCACAGGGAAUCAGGACAAGACUUGCCGAGUUUGGGAUAUAAGAAACCUGAAAUCGCCAAUCGCCAGCCUCAAGGGUAACCUUGGAGCCAUCCGAUCGAUCAAAUUCUCAUCUGAUGGCCAGUUUAUGGUGAUGGCUGAGCCCGCGGACUUUGUGCACGUGUACAGUACCAAAGCGGACUAUAACAAGCAACAAGAGAUUGAUUUUUUCGGGGAAAUCUCGGGCGUUUCCUUGAGCCCAGAUGAUGAGUCGCUGUAUGUCGGUAUCUGGGAUCGGACUUAUGCCAGCCUGCUUCAGUAUAAUAGACGGCACACCUACAGAUACCUCGACUCCUUUCUAUGACUUUGCAUGUCAACUCAGACUGACCCGCUUCAUACCCAUGCCUUUUUUUCUUGUUGGUUGAGCUCUAGUUCCUAAGAAUCCGAUACAGCAGGAUGAGAAUUUCAAAGCUCACGUUUUGCAGAAAAAUGUAAAUGAUUGUCAAUGAUUGCUUGAUAGUAAUCUUUUCCAUGGUCAAUCACUGUGCGUAUAUCCCGCUAUACUAGCAGUUGGUUUCUCAGUUUUUGUGAACCCAUAUUGCAUCCCGUGUUGUUUGCAAGGUCUCUUGAUGUCGUUGUAAUGUUUACAUGGAGCUAUGCUGGAGGAUUGUC